Molecule: messenger RNA, 1169 nt
Organism: Beta vulgaris subsp. vulgaris (sugar beet)
Lineage: Eukaryota; Viridiplantae; Streptophyta; Magnoliopsida; Caryophyllales; Amaranthaceae
Product: eukaryotic translation initiation factor NCBP
Exons: 6
Coding region: 236-919 (227 amino acids)
Biological process (GO): translational initiation
Cellular component (GO): cytoplasm; eukaryotic translation initiation factor 4F complex
Molecular function (GO): RNA 7-methylguanosine cap binding; translation initiation factor activity
Source: RefSeq, a predicted model, not a curated record
AUGAACUCACAUUCCGUUGGGCCAUUGAUAACUCCAAACAGUUUGUAAGAUACAAGUGUGUCCUGGAAAGUGGAAACUGCGUCUAUCAAUAUUCAAUAUUCAUCAUUCAUCCUCAUCAGUCAUCCCCCCGUUGAACCUGAAAUUCUUCUGCAAAUAUCUAAACUUUCUCUCUUUCUCGUCUACCACAGUCAGGAUUAGGGUUUGAAACGAACAACAAAAACAGUUUUUCUGAGAAAUGGACAUUGCAGAGAAGAGAGAUUCACACAACACUAACAACACCAACAACAAUCAAAUUCAAGGCGUUGCUGAUAAUUCACUUGUCGAUAGAGAAGCCGAAGAUCGUGAACGCCAAGCUCGCGACCUUAAAGCUGGCCUCCAUCCUCUCAAGCACAAACUUGUGUUUUGGUAUACUCGUCGAACCCCCGGUGUGAGAACACAAACACCUUAUGAAGAUAGCAUGAAGAGACUUGUGGAUUUCAGCACUGUUGAAGGAUUUUGGGUCUGCUAUUGUCAUUUUGCACGUCCGUCUACAUUGCCAAGCCCCACUGAUUUGCAUAUUUUCAAGGAGGGAAUUCGCCCAUUAUGGGAGGAUUCUGCUAAUUGCAAUGGUGGGAAGUGGAUCAUCCGUUUUAAGAAAGCUGUUUCAGGGCGCUUCUGGGAAGACCUGGUUUUGGCCUUGGUAGGUGACCAGCUUGACUAUGGCAACAAUAUAUGUGGUGCAGUACUUAGCAUACGUUUCAGUGAGGAUAUAGUGAGUGUUUGGAACAGGAACGCAUCUGACCAUCAGGCUGUGAUGGCUUUAAGAGAUGCUAUUAAACGACACUUGAAGCUUCCGCACAGCUACAUGAUGGAGUACAAGCCUCAUGAUGCUUCUUUACGAGACAACUCUUCAUACAGGAACACAUGGUUGAGGGGAUAAGCUUAGACGUUUCUUUCUUAAAGAAAGCAUCUUUGAGGGUAUAUUUCAUGUGCUUGAUACUUUUAUCUGUAUUACUGGAGACUGGAGUUGCACCUGUUGUUAGGUCCUCAAUUCCCAAAAUGGCCAGAAUUACUGCAGCUGAGGAAUAUACUGUUUAUCAACCUGUUAAGCUAACUUGUUUUGGAUUUGUAUACGUUUAUCUUUCACUUAAUUUACAGGAAAUGGGCCCUGGAUUACAGGUUAUUUCGCA